Molecule: messenger RNA, 1421 nt
Organism: Micromonas commoda
Lineage: Eukaryota; Viridiplantae; Chlorophyta; Mamiellophyceae; Mamiellales; Mamiellaceae
Exons: 3
Biological process (GO): RNA processing
Source: RefSeq, a predicted model, not a curated record
AAGUCCGGCGACGUGCUCACACUCGAAUGCACGUCUCUGGCGUUCGGUGGCAGGGGCGUGUGUAAGCUACCUGGGGGCUUCGUCGUCUUCUGCGAUCGUGCGGUUCCGGGGGAGACGCUGGAGGCGCGCGUCACGUCUCUGAAGGGCGGUGGGCGCUUCGCGGAGGCAACCAAGGUUUCGUCGAUAUCGCCUUGCGAACAUCGCACAGCCGCCCCGUGCCCUCACUUCGAGAGAUGCGGCGGGUGCACCUGGCAGGACAUCGCGUACGCGCACCAGCUAACGAUGAAGCGCGAUCAGGUGGUGGACGUCAUGACCCGCGUCGCCAAGGUGGACCAGACGCGCGUGCAGAACAUCGUCGGCGACUGCGUUCCCAGCGACAAGACGGAGAGGUAUCGCAACAAGAUGGAGUUUGCGUUUGGACCCGGCGCGAACGGCCGCGGCGUCGUCAUCGGUUUACGGCCCAGCGGGAACCACAGCGACCUGGUGGAGAUUGGUAACCCCGACGGAUGCCUGCUGCAGCACCCGGUCGCGGACGAGGUCCUCCGCGGGUGUCGAGCUCACCUCGACUCGAAUGGAAAUUCUUCUUUGUUGGACGCGUUCAACCGGCGGACGGGCGAGGGCGUCCUGCGCUCUCUGACCGUCCGCGUGGCGGUGGACGAGAACGGCGAGACAAUCGCGGCGGUGGACAUCGCCGCGGCGACGCGGGGCGACGACGAAGACGCGGCGCUGCGGGGACUCGCCGAGGCGAUCGCGAAGGUGCGAGGGGUGGCGUCGAGUGGGGGCGGUGAUGCGGACGGCGAGGGAUGGUCUGGCGAAGACGUGGAGGUGCUGAGCGGCGCGGCCACGCUGCCGAUGAAACUGCGCGGCGUGACUUUUGCGCUAUCCGCGCCGUCGUUCUUCCAGACCAACACCGAUCAGGCGGAGAAGCUCGUUGCCGCUGUGGAAGACGCGUGCGGGUUCAGCGGGGACGGCACGGAGGUUGUCCUGGACCUGUUCUGCGGCGUCGGUACCCUAGGUUUGUGCGUCGCCAAAAAGGCCAAGCACGUCUUUGGAUGGGAGGUUGUCCCGGAGGCGGUCAAAGACGCGGAAAGAAACGCGGAGGCUAACGGGAUAACGAACGCCACGUUCCGGCGCGGCGAUCUCGCCAAGCUCAAAGCGUCGCUCCCCGGCCCGGAUAUCGUCAUCGCGGACCCGGCUCGCGCCGGAAUGGACGAGUCGCUCGUAAAAGUUCUUCGCUCCAUCGGAGCCGAACGCAUCGUCUACGUCAGUUGCAACCCCGCCACGCAGGCGCGCGACCUGCUGAGACUGAAGGGCGGGGACGGGGGUGAGGGUGCGAGGUACGAUGUGAGGUAUUGCACACCGGUGGACAUGUUCCCGCACACGCCUCACGUGGAGACCGUCGUCGUGUUGGACAGAAUUAG